Molecule: messenger RNA, 4096 nt
Organism: Belonocnema kinseyi
Lineage: Eukaryota; Metazoa; Arthropoda; Insecta; Hymenoptera; Cynipidae
Gene: Sin3A
Exons: 12
Coding region: 224-4096 (1290 amino acids)
Biological process (GO): negative regulation of transcription by RNA polymerase II
Cellular component (GO): chromatin
Molecular function (GO): transcription corepressor activity
Source: RefSeq, a predicted model, not a curated record
GUCAGUGAGCAAAAUCAGUAUGAGUUUCGCAUUUGAUUUUUUGAGAAAGCGCGGUGGUGAGCCCUUUUGCGAAAUUAUGCGUAUGCAUCCCAUCAUCCAGUGUCACAGUCUACGUCUCUCGUAAUGUGCCCUCACUAGUGGUGAAAAAGAAAAAAAACACCCAGAGAAGCCUAGCAUCGUUCAAUCGUCCGCGGGUACCGGGGCAUUUCCGAUGUGAUUUGAGAUGAAACGUGUUCGUGGGGUGGACGAGGUAGAUUUGCUAGCGACAGGAAUUACAUUGAAGCCCUCCACGGUUGGCGGUGGAGCGGUUUUAGGAAGCGGGGGGGCUACUAACCUGGACUAUCAUAAUAAUUCCAGCAGUGGAAUUGGAAUAGGAAUUGGAGUCAUAUCUGGUCAAGCAGUCAGACCUAUCACGUCGAAAGAAAUGCCAGGAAGCAUUCAAUUCGGGACUGCCCAAGCUCAGCAGCAAUACACAGGUGCAAUUGUUGUGCCAACUGCAGCUCCUUCCCCUGUCAAGGUAUCCAACCUUUCAUCAAACAAACAAAAAAAAAACAACAACAGCAACAACAAAAAACCGACAACAACAGCAACAACAAACAAAAAACAGAAAAACGAAACAAGAACAUUAACGCACAAUGAAACGCCGAAUAACAUCAGUAUACAGUGGUUGUUGGGCGUGAGGCUGCGCUUGAGAGCCCUGGGGAUUCGGCUGUGGACCAAUACUAUGGUUUCCUCCUGUGCCUAUCCCGGUAUUAUGCAAUGUUCCUCCGGUAUUAAUGCUACUUACACUGCACGUAGAGCUAAGGUCUACAAUGACUUUCUAGAUAUUAUGAAAGAGUUCAAGUCGCAGAGCAUAGAUACGCCGGGAGUCAUUAGAAGAGUUAGUCAUCUAUUUAAGGGCCAUCCCGAAUUAAUAGUUGGCUUUAACACUUUUUUGCCUCCUGGUUACAAGAUUGAGGUCCAAGCCAAUGAGCAGGGCUACGCCUUUCAAGUAUCUGUGAGCAUGCCGAACGAGGGAACGGGCCACACGUCGACGAUCUCUCAGCAUCACUGCACCCUCAGUGUGAGUUCGCCGCCGAUUUCGAGUCCCCCGAUUCAACCCACCAAGGCUCAGCCUGUCCUCCAAAUAAUGCAGGGAUCUGGAAGUAUACACCAUGGUCCGCUGUCAAACAAUAUUUCGAACAACAAUUUGACGGUGCACGGUCCCGCGUCACCGCCAGUCCAACCUUACAAUAAUUCCCACGUGACAGCAGCACAGGCACAAGCCGUAAGUCAGGCUUUGAGCCAAGCACAAGACGGCGUGUCCAAUAGUGGGCAAACCCAGCAGAGUCAACCUGUUGAAUUUAACCAUGCCAUCAACUAUGUCAAUAAAAUUAAGAAUCGAUUCCAAGGCCAGCCGGACAAGUACAAGAAAUUUCUAGAAAUUUUACACACAUAUCAGAAAGAGCAACGGAAUCUGAAGGAGUCGGGCCACAUGGGUGUCGGAACUGGAAGUGUGGUAGCCGGGUCCGGAAAAUUAACGGAAGCGGAAGUCUACAGUCAAGUGGCGAAGCUUUUCGAAAACCAGGAGGACCUUCUCCUCGAAUUUGGACAGUUUUUACCCGAUGCGACGAAUCAGCAGAGUCCGCUGUCUGCUAUGUUUCAGACUAACAAAGUCGGACCGGUUAACGAUCACUCGACGAUCACUAAGAAACCUUUAGGGCUGAAAACUCCGUAUAAUAAUUCUGGUACUCUGCCGAGGGAUCAUCGGGAUUCGGGCGGAACGGGUGGUGGUGGAGGUGGUGGAGGUGGUGGUGGAGGCGGUGGUGGUGGAGGUGGCGGUGGUGGCGGUCUUGAUCGGGAAAAUCGGGAAUACCGUGAUCGAGAACGGGAACGACCAGGAUCCAGAGAUAUUAGUGUGGGUCAAAAAAUUGGCCACAGUACGGGCCAAUUGAAGAGAAGUCCUUCGUUCACGACUUCGAUGUCGACCGGGAAUUCACAUCACAUCCAGCAUGGUCCACCGCCUGCUAAGAAACACAAGGUUGCCUCUGUUCGCGACUCUUCAAUCGCCGAAGUUGGAAAAUACGGCAGCUUGAAUGACUACGCUUUUUUCGACAAGGUUCGAAAGGCUCUCAGAUCUCAGGAAGUCUACGAGAACUUUCUCCGAUGCUUGGUCUUGUUUAAUCAGGAGAUCGUUUCUAAGUCUGAGUUGUUGCAACUGGCAACGCCCUUUUUGGGACGGUUUCCAGAACUACUGCGAUGGUUUAAGGAUUUUCUGGGCCAUGUGCCGGAGCAAACGAGUACGACCUCGGCGAAUAUCACAAGUGCGCUGGGAAUUGAGGCGCUGCCGAAUAAUGUCGUUCGGAGUCACCAGGACAGACCCCAGGGCGAUCUCGCGAUGGAAAUCGAUUAUUCGACUUGUAAACGAUUAGGGGCGUCGUAUUGUGCACUCCCGAAAUCCUACAUGCAGCCAAAAUGCACCGGGAGAACGCAGCUCUGCAAAGAGGUUCUUAACGACACCUGGGUGUCUUUCCCAACGUGGUCAGAGGACAGCACGUUUGUCACCUCAAGGUUUGCCAUUUUAGUUUCUCAAAGCAACGGCCGUGCUUUCGUUCCUUUGCUGCUUAAACUGAGAUUCCUCCUCGGCGAGGGCCAGCGCCCUCUCGUACAUUUUCGUCAAUCUCUCGCAGAGGAUCUGAUGCAACCUCAAAAAGAGAUACCAGUGAUUGCUCCCCAUAAAAAGGGCAUACUCCUCCUCCGGGUCGGCGAGCAGACUAUUGUGAAUCGGCGAUUUCAUGUCGAGUUUGAGGUCAGGCUCAAUUUUAAUCUGCGUGGAAGAUGGCGGCGGCGGCGGCGGUGGCGGCGGCGCCCCUGGCGAGACUGGUGUCUUGAUUCGCGUACUCUGAAGUCCACCAACCACCGAACAAGUUGCACUCGCCGUUGCCGUAUUAUUGCUGCACGACAAACCACCCGUCUCCUCCUUCUCCUCGUCCUCGUCCCGCUCGUCGUCACUCAGCUCCUGUCGCGGAUGGAAAAACAGAUCCGGAAUAAAGUGCUUCAACAGCUGCUUUAUCCUCUGCUUGUCCUCCUUGUGGAUCGCCGUCUGCCGCUUGACAUGGUGGAUCAGGAGAUUGGCCGCGUCGUCCAGGACCGAUUUGUCCUUGUAGGAAAAGAUCAGAUGAGGACCGGCCGCAUUGUGCGUGUCCCCGUUAUUAUCGUCGACCUGCUCGUGCCUCUCGUCGUAGAGCGUCUCGAUUUCGUUGAAGAGACUCUUCGACCUCAAGGCCUUCACGUCAUUCUGCUUGAAAUUGAUGCCCUGAUGAUCGAGGGACUUCAGAUAGUACUUCUCGUUCUGCUCGCGCCAGAUUUUAUUGAAGCCCUUCUGCGCCUCUCGCCACUCUUCCUCCUUGUUUUUCAAUCGGCGCAGAACAACGGGGACGGCAAUCAUGGGAUUCUUUUUCAAUCCGUCGAUUAUAUCCGCUGCCUUGUCGCCGUAUAUCCUCUUCACGGCGCGCUGGUGUAUCGUUGGCGAACAGCCACCGAGGCAGUCGUCCAAUUUGAAUUUCUGCAGCUCCUCCUGGCUCAUUCGACUCAUUUUCUUGUGGACGCCUUCCAAGACUCGAAUUGUCGCGGCAUUCGUCUCGAUCACGCCGUCCAACUCGAAUCUCUCGUCCUCGCAUCGGUAUAUAAAUUCCUCGUACUGGGUGAAAUCCCGAUAGAUGAUUAUUAUCCAGCGUUUUUGGAUAUGGUUAAAAAUGUACUUGAUGGAAAUAUGGAGAGUACAUCGUACGAGGAUACACUCAGAGAAAUGUUUGGCAUCCAUGCGUAUAUUGCCUUCACAUUGGACAAAGUCGUUUCUUAUGCUGUCCGACAAUUGCAACAUCUGGUGUCGGACCCAACCUGCCAGCAGAGCGUAGAGCUUUUUCAACGAGAGCAGAGGCUACCAAAAGAAAGUAGUGGUGCUGGUGGACUCUGUGCCACCGCCUAUCUUAGAGUUGGUGCUGAAAUGGCCUAUCAGAGAAGGGCCGAAAAAGCCAUGGCGGAAGAAAAUUGCUUUAAAAUCUAUAUCUUUGUUCGAUCACGAAGCGAGCAACGGAAGAGACUUUAUUGUCGAUAG